CUCGGCGCUGCCUGUAACCUGCUACCUGGGGCCCGCCGUGACGCACGGCCGUGGUGGGGAUCGCCGCGGUGCUGGUCUUCGUGGUCCUGGGGACCAAGAGGAACAACAGGUACCAGUUCAGUCUGAUGACGAUGAGGGAUAAGAGGAUGAAGGCCAUGAAUGAGAUGCUGAAUUAUAUGAGGGUGAUCAAGUUCCAGGCGUGGGAGGAUCAUUUUGAUCGGAGGAUCAAGGGGUUUAGAGAGCAGGAGUUUGGCUGGCUCACCAGAUUCAUGUACUCCAUCUCCGGCAACAUAAUCGUCCUCUGGAGCGCCCCCGUAAUGAUUUCCACCCUCGUCUUCGGCACCUCCGUCCUCCUCGGCGUCCGCCUCGACGCCGGCCUCGUCUUCACUGCCACAUCCUUCUUCAAGAUCCUCCAAGAGCCGCUCCGCAACUUCCCUCAAGCUCUUAUCUCCGUCUCCCAAGCCAUGAUCUCCUUAGAACGGCUCGACAGUUACAUGACCAGCGGCGAGCUGGAGGAUGACGCCGUGCAAUGGGCUGAGCAUUGUGGCGAUGAUGAAGUUGCAAUUGAGGUUAAGGAUGGAGCUUUUGGGUGGGAGGAUGACGAGGACGGGAACGGGGGAGAGGAGAAUGGUAAUAAGGCUUGGUUGAAGGAUGUGAAUCUUGAGAUCAAGAAGGGGACACUGGCGGCGGUGGUUGGGACUGUUGGGUCGGGGAAGUCGUCAUUGUUGUCGUGCUUGCUUGGUGAGAUGCACAAGAUUUCCGGCGAGGCCAGGGUUUGUGGAACCACUGCUUACGUGGCACAAACAUCAUGGAUUCAAAAUGGUACCAUUCAAGAAAACAUCCUGUUUGGACUUCCCAUGGAUCGUGAGAAAUACAAUGAGGUUAUCCGUGUGUGUUGCUUGGAGAAAGACAUGGAAAUUAUGGAGUUUGGUGACCAGACUGAGAUUGGAGAAAGAGGUAUCAAUCUCAGUGGUGGCCAAAAGCAGCGCAUACAGCUCGCAAGGGCUGUGUAUCAAGAUUGUGAUAUCUACCUUCUUGAUGAUGUCUUCAGUGCUGUUGAUGCUCACACUGGCUCUGAAAUCUUCAAGGAAUGUGUGAGGGGUGCACUCAGAGAGAAGACAGUUGUACUUGUAACCCACCAGGUUGACUUCUUGCAUAACGCUGAUCUCAUCUUGGUAAUGAGAGAUGGGCAGAUUGUGCAAUCUGGAAAGUACAAUGAGUUACUUGGUUCCGGUACAGACUUUGCAGCACUUGUUGCUGCUCAUGACAGUUCCAUGGAGCUCGUAGAACAAGGUUCACACCCUCAAGAACCCAGCAUUCCACUCUCUAAACCAUCGGAUCAACCCAUUGCAAAUUACUCACCAUCUAGUAAGGACGAAGGAUCCACAAACUCCGGCAAGUCUGAAAAAGGCUCAUCAAAGCUCAUAAAGGAGGAAGAAAGAGAGACCGGUCAUGUCAGCUGGAAGGUGUACAAGAUGUACAUAACUGAGGCUUGGGGAUGGUGGGGAGUCAUAGCGGUCGUCGCUGUUGCAAUCGCGUGGCAGGGUUCACUUAUGGCCAGUGAUUAUUGGUUGGCUUAUGAAACUUCUGAAGAUACCACUUUCAACCCCUCUUUAUUUAUUAAAGUCUAUGCCAUUAUAGCUGCAGUUUCAAUCGUACUUGUGACCACAAGGUCCAUUCUUGUGGUAUUCUUGGGGCUAAAAACUGCUCAAAGCUUUUUCAAACAGAUUCUCAACAGUCUCUUGCAUGCGCCAAUGUCUUUCUUUGAUACUACACCUUCUGGAAGAAUUCUUAGUCGGGCAUCAUCAGAUCAGACGAAUGUUGAUCUUUUUCUUCCCUUCUUUGUGGCAUUAACCGUUUCGAUGUAUAUCACAGUGCUUAGCAUUAUCAUCGUUACCUGUCAGGUUGCAUGGCCAUCUAUCAUAGCCAUAAUUCCAUUGGCAUGGCUGAACAUCUGGUAUAGGGGUUACUACCUUUCAACGUCGCGGGAGCUAACUCGUCUUGAAUCUAUAACUAAAGCGCCUGUUAUCCAUCACUUCUCAGAAACAAUUCUUGGUGUCAUGACAAUCAGAUGCUUCAGAAAAGAGCAAAGAUUCUCUGAAGAAAAUGUAAAGAGGGUUAAUGCAAGCUUAACCAUGGAUUUCCACAACAACGGUGCAAAUGAAUGGCUUGGAUUUCGGCUAGAGUUAAUUGGGGCUUUCGUCCUCUGCAUCUCUGCUUUGUUAAUGGUCAUGCUGCCCAGUAAUUUUAUUAAGCCAGAGCUUGUCGGUCUGUCUCUUUCCUAUGGCCUCUCCCUCAACUCCGUAUUGUUCUUUGCGGUGUGGAUGAGUUGCUUUGUAGAGAAUAGGAUGGUCUCAGCUGAAAGGAUAAAACAAUUCACUAACAUUCCAACAGAAGCUGCAUGGGAGAUCAAAGACUGUUUGCCUUCACCAAAUUGGCCCACUCAUGGAAAUAUUGAUGUGCAAGAUCUUAAGGUCAGAUACCGACCAAAUACUCCCCUAGUUCUCAAUGGCAUUACAAUUAGCAUCAAAGGAGGUGAAAAGAUAGGAAUAGUUGGUCGAACUGGAAGCGGCAAAUCAACAUUGAUACAGGUGUUAUUCAGAAUUGUAGAACCUUCCGCAGGGAAGAUAAUUAUUGAUGGAGUAGACAUUUGUACCUUGGGGCUUCACGAUCUAAGGUCGCGCUUUGGCAUUAUACCUCAAGAGCCUGUUCUCUUUGAAGGAACGGUCAGAAGCAAUAUUGAUCCAACCGGACAGUAUUCAGAUGAUGAAAUAUGGAUGGGCUUGGAACGUUGCCAGCUUAAAGAUGCAGUUGCUUCAAAACCUGAAAAGCUCGACGCUCUGGUGGUUGAUAAUGGCGAAAAUUGGAGCGUGGGACAAAGGCAGCUACUGUGUUUGGGCCGGGUGAUGCUGAAGCGUAGCAGAAUUUUAUUCAUGGAUGAAGCGACUGCUUCAGUGGAUUCACAGACCGACGGAAUCAUUCAAAGAAUCAUCCGAGAAGACUUCUCGGCCUGUACAAUUAUCAGCAUUGCUCAUAGGAUACCCACCGUUAUGGAUUGUGAUAGAGUUUUGGUCAUCGAUGCAGGAACGGCUAAAGAAUUCGAUAAACCAUCCAACUUGAUUGAAAGGCCGUCGCUAUUUGGAGCAUUGGUUCAAGAAUACGCUAAUCGAUCAGCUGAUCUUUAAGCGAUUAAUUCUCAUGGAGAAGGCUUGAGAUUUUGGUGGUCUGAGAUGCCUGUAUCCGUCAACAAGCAGACUUAGCUGUAUUUACUUCCGCAGAAGCUUGAGAUUGAUGGAGCUACAAAUGAAAGUUUAAUUUUAUGGUUUCCACCAAAAGCGUUCAUCGCAAUAAACAUGAAGGAUGCGCUCUAGAGGGCUAGUUCAUUGAAUAGACGCGCGCAGUAGAAUACUGCAGAGUGUAAAUGUACACUUCUUGAUUUUUGAGAGGAAGAGUUCCUCAGUAAUUUCACGAACAGCAGUAAUUGUUAAAGAAAUAUUUACUAGUUCAAAUUUUGUUAUCAAGUAAACGUGUUCUUUUUUUA
This is a messenger RNA of Asparagus officinalis (garden asparagus), 3541 nucleotides long. Its product is annotated as ABC transporter C family member 14-like. The coding region runs from base 126 to 3185 and encodes 1019 amino acids. Gene Ontology annotation, cellular component: plant-type vacuole; vacuolar membrane. The transcript has 12 exons. Gene Ontology annotation, molecular function: ATP binding; ABC-type transporter activity; ATP hydrolysis activity. The record is from RefSeq and is a predicted model, not a curated record. Lineage: Eukaryota; Viridiplantae; Streptophyta; Magnoliopsida; Asparagales; Asparagaceae. Gene Ontology annotation, biological process: transmembrane transport.